CUGCAGGGCACAUCAUCAUCAUCAUCAUCAUCAUCAUUGAAGUGCUCAAGAAUUCUACAGAAGGUCUGGAUUACUGGAAACACACUCCUAUUCUAAGGUGGAUCUUUUAUCAGGGCAUAUCAACAUAGUGGACUUUAUACGUACUUCAGCACCAUGCUGUACUUCCAGGUGGUGAUUUUGGUUGCUACAGUGAUGCUGGUUUAUUACUGCGAGUUCACUGACACUUUCAGUCCAGCAGAGAAGGGCUUCGUCUGCAGAGACCCAGCUUUAACCAAACCAGAUCCUGGACCUGAACAAGAUAGCCGCAUCCAGCCUGUGAUACUGUACUCUGUGGUGGGUGGGCUUCCUGUUGUACUGAUUUCAGGCGUAGAGGUUGUUAUCUUUCUACUUCACUACAAUUCAGAGAAGUUCUACGACCUGGACAAGAUUAUGAUUAUGGGAGAUUGUUGCUAUGUGAACCCUAUGGUGCGGAGGAUCUUUCGUUUUCUUGGUGUGUACGUCUUUGGCCUGUUUGCCACAGACAUCUUUGUCAAUGCAGGUCAGCUGAUCACUGGAAGUUUGGCUCCCUACUUCCUGUCUGUCUGUCAGCCUAACUACACUGCCCUCAGCUGCCAGGAUGCCACACGCUUCGUCAGCCAAUCAGACGCGUGCACCGGUGACCCUGAUGACAUCAUGAGAGCCAGAAAGACGUUUCCCUGCAAAGAGGCUGCACUGAGUCUGUACACAGCUGUUUAUCUGGCAGUGAGUGGCUCGUGGUCUAAAAAAUUAGACUCAUCGUUCUCCUACAUUGACCUGGUUACACGCACUGUUUUGCAGAUGUACACCAUGACCUGCAUUGGCUCCACUGGCGGACGACUGACAGGCCCCCUCCUCAGUUUCUCAUUGGUGGGUGUGGCUGUGUUAACAGGCAUCAACAGAGUGGCGGAGUACCGGAACCACUGGAGUGAUGUAAUAGCUGGACAAACCAUUGGUGGCGCUAACGCUGUCUUCCUGGUUGUGUUUGUGGUUCAGUAUUUUAGAAAGAGACCAGCAUUCCCUCGGAGUCCCACUGGCACAGACACUGACGAGGCUUCACUGGAAAUGAAUCACACCGUAGAAACCAACAAAUACGUUAUCACUCAGAGCCCAGAAUCCUACACAGAGGUCACAUGACUAUGAGCCUCAGAACAACUUUAUCACUAAUUCACCUAUUACACAUACAUAGAAUAAUACCAAAACUGAGAGUCUGUAGAUGAUGGUGUCAUUUUGACUGUAUAUAUCUGUAUAAAAGUCCAGAAAAUCUUUUUUUUAACGAUGGUUAAACAAACUAUGCUUCAAACCCUGAAGCUGAUAUUUAAAGACUUUUUGUGUAAAUGUCAUGUAAAAAGGUACAACAAAGUAAGAUAUGUAACGAAGGCAUUGUAAUUGGCCGUAAUUGUUUGAUGAAAGGACUUUUUUGUACUUUUUAUUUGGAAACUUUUAGUUUUAGUUUUAAGCUUUUGAUACCAUCGUACAAAUAAAUGACACACUCUGUCUUUGUGUGGUAGUAAAAAAACAUUGAACCUUUUUCGUUUUUUGGUCAUUUUUAACAAGUAAUUAUAAAUUGUAAUAUAAAAAGACACAUCUCAUACGUCGUAACACGUGUGAGAAACAUGUUUUUUGAUAAAUACACUGUCAGACAAAACACUGCCAU
Molecule: messenger RNA, 1672 nt
Organism: Betta splendens (Siamese fighting fish)
Lineage: Eukaryota; Metazoa; Chordata; Actinopteri; Anabantiformes; Osphronemidae
Product: phospholipid phosphatase-related protein type 5-like
Exons: 5
Coding region: 154-1152 (332 amino acids)
Biological process (GO): phospholipid dephosphorylation; phospholipid metabolic process; signal transduction
Molecular function (GO): phosphatidate phosphatase activity
Source: RefSeq, a predicted model, not a curated record